This is a messenger RNA of Rangifer tarandus platyrhynchus (Svalbard reindeer), 633 nucleotides long. Lineage: Eukaryota; Metazoa; Chordata; Mammalia; Artiodactyla; Cervidae. The record is from the annotation of a GenBank genome assembly.
AUGCUGAGGCGGCGGCCGGGCCCUGAGCCGCCCUCGGACCCCGCAGCGCCUGCGGCUGGGAGGCGGGCGCGGUCCCCCUCCCUGUGCCCGGCUGUGCUUCCUGCAGUUGGCACAGUGGGCACGCGCUUCUUCUUCAGUAAGACGGAGGCGUGCAGCCUGCCCGCCCCUCUGGAAAUGGAGGUAAAUUCCACAGAUAGCCCCAGCACCCAGGGCCCGUCAGCCUGUGGAGCCGCCCUGCCUCUAGCUGCCUCCCCUGCGGGCCUGGAGGGGCUCCCGGGCUGCCCUCCGCCCCUCCUGACCCUGCUCCCCGCGGCCUCCCUUUUCCUUCUCAGGAGCGGACAGAGUCGCCCUCCAGCUCAGAGCCGUGACAGCGGGACCCCUGCCCAGGCCCUUCCAGAAAGCACAGCGUGCCCGGAAGAAGCCUCACAGCGCCUGAAGGCCACGGCGCCAGGCAGGGCCAACAGACACGACGUUUCAGAUGCACUUGCCUGCAGGAGCUUUAUCCUCUUCCUCCGUUUCACAAAUGAGCACGCAGGCUGGGAGAGGCGCUUGUGCCAGUUUGCGUGGCUGGGUGGGGUGACGUCUGACCCCAGGAGUUUCCUGGAGACCGGAAGCUGCCUCUCCACAGACUGA